Messenger RNA from Colias croceus (clouded yellow), 2477 nucleotides. RefSeq names its product protein spaetzle 5 (gene spz5). NCBI's taxonomy places the organism in Eukaryota, Metazoa, Arthropoda, Insecta, Lepidoptera, Pieridae. The transcript has 8 exons. The record is from RefSeq and is a predicted model, not a curated record. Bases 210 to 1433 code for a protein of 407 amino acids. Gene Ontology annotation, cellular component: extracellular region. Gene Ontology annotation, molecular function: Toll binding; growth factor activity. Gene Ontology annotation, biological process: central nervous system formation; regulation of Toll signaling pathway; innate immune response.
AGCACUCAGCAGUGUCGCGCCAACUGUCAGACAGUAUGUACGUGUGUAACCUAAUAUUCCCGAAGACUGUGUACGAAUGUAGAUAUGUACGAUCUUAAACUCGCGAUAAACAAAUUCGAUUUUGUGCGAUCAGUUGUGGACGUUUUUGAUUUUUAGUUAUAAUUAGUUUUGUGUGUGCUGUGCGCGGACUUUGAGGAUAACGUGUAAAAAUGGCAGCAAGGAUAAAACGACUCAGUUUGCAUCUUCGAAUAGUUUUUAUGAUAAUUUGGACAGCGAGUGGGGGCGACGGGUACAACUGCCCCUACGGGCAGAACUGCGCCUUUGAACCGGCGCCUCCGGGCAGGGCGCCGCCCUGCGCGCAGCCCGGCCUCACAUACUGCUUACAUCCGGAGCCUUAUCCAGAGCACGUCAUACGAAAGCUAGUGCAAGCGGGGCAGUACGAUAUCCGCACCUUAUUAUCCGAUGAGAGUAGAGACGAGUUCGACGCCGUGAAGAAAGGCAGCUAUCCAUACGGCUAUGGACCAAACUCUCUGCCCCACGUGGACCAAAUAUCUCUAGUCGACGACGGACCUGACUACCACAAGGAUUAUAAUACGAAGUUUCAUACAAGAUUCAACCACGAUAUUUUUUCCGACAAAACACCUCUGCAACCACCAACAUCGAUCGAGCCGACUCCCUACAACAUAAAGGCAUUUCAAGCGACCAACUUCUCAAAAUUUGGUUUCCAAGGCUACCACAGUUCCCCGGGUUACUGGGACCCGGACUUGAGGCAAAACAGCGUGACGCCUAACUUGGGCAUUUAUAACCCGAACUAUUUCAACACUCCCAACUUCUACCAGAAUUAUGAAGCAGAUUGGCUCAAGCAGGCCGCGAGUGGUGUGACGCAUUAUAACCCGAGUGAAUGGUGGAAAUACAUAUCACCAUCCCGAUCAAACUCCGACAUCACGAUCCAGAGGUCGAUAUCCUUUCCGCCCCGAACCGUGGGACAUGGGGCACGACGAAAACGUAACGCUGAGUUGGUGGAGGCAGCUGCUAAGGGGACCCUCACUGGGGCAGAGGCUUUAAGGAUCGCGUUGGGGCUUGCUAACGAAGACCCAUCCGCGGAAAGGCCGCGGCGCCAAGCCGCGAACACGGUAGAACUCUGCCAGGUCCGUACGCAGUUCAUCCAGCCGCAAGCCGCACAGAACAACAAGGGCAACUGGCGAUACGUCGUCAACAUGCCCAAUAAUAUGACGCAGCUGGUCCGGGUUGAGACUUGCUCGUCUUCGACAUGUAGUGGUUUAUGCAGCGUGCCCCGCGGAUACACUUCUCGUUGUGAACAGAAAUAUAUUCAAAAGCGAUUGGUUGCACUUCAGCCGAGCGGACAAACUCUGUACACAGAUGUAUUCUGGAUUCCGAGCUGUUGCCAAUGCACAAUAAUUAAUAAUAAUUAAAUCUUAUUUUAAUCUCGUUGUGAUGUACUUUUAAGCUAAAAUGUAUUGCAUGUUGUGUUUUAUUGUACGCGUAGAGUUGCCGCUAUUCGAUGCUAGAUGGCGCUAUCACUUUGCUCUCUCUUGUGAAUGUUUGUGACUUUUAUAUUAUUAGAUGAUUACAAUAUAAAUGCGGUUCCUGUAUUAUUUAAAUUUAAAAUAAUAUCAAAAUUAAUAUGUAAAGAUUCAUAUAAUUUCCUAAAUUUAUUUGUAUUGCAAUUUAAUGUAGUAAUUUUUGUACGUGUAAAAACAGAGUAUUAUGUAUAUUAAUAGGUACAAAGUAUUUAAUCUAGUAUUAUUCAAAAUAUCUAGAUUUGUAUAUAGUAGUGCAACUGUAAGUGAACAAUGUUUAAAUAAUGAUUACUACCCAAUAAAUGAAAUAACAGUCUUUCUCGCAUGAAGCUUUUAAGCUUUUUUACUUGUUAGUUCGUUCAUAAUUUUAUAUUGCUACAAAAGCUAAACAGCCGAAUUUAUUUUUAUACACUUAUUUUUUAAACUUACCUAUUUUUCAUCUUGUCAUUCAAUAUUCAUCAAUACUGUACCUACUUACACUUCGAUUGAGUUGUAAAAUAAGUAACUAAAUUAAGAAAUUGUAUUUCUGUGACGGUUAUUGCAAUAAAUGAAUUCAGAUUCACACUUUUGUAUAAAGAUCACCAAUAAGGAAAUUCAACUGAUCCAUUCUUAUGAAAUCAAGCCAAACCGAUUUUUGUCCCUUUCACUCUCAUGUUAUUCGAGUAGGAAGAAAAGAGUCAAAGUAUACCAGCUUAUGCAUACUUAACAUUAAUAAAUAUAAAUACAAAUUACAUAGAAAAUAUUAUAGUCUCAUAUUAUAAAGAAGGGGUUAAGUUGAUUUUAUUUAGAACAAUCUUUUAAAGACUUUUGAGUUAGUAAUAGUUUGACAUUUUUUGUAAUUUUCAGAGUCGACGCGCAUUCAGUUUUGUAUAACUUUUGUAAAUAAAUAGAUAAAUAAACCAGUUUGUAUAUGAUAAUAUAAAAUUGAAAUUUGAA